AUGCCAAAUUCCAUGCCGCCGAUAACCGGUACUCAUGGCCGCUUGAGCCGUCGACAAUCGCUACUUGUGACGGCUGAACCGCCGACAACUGAUGCUAAUGGCCGCUUGGGCCGCCGACAACCGGCACUCAUGACCGCUUGGGUCGCCGACAACCGCGCGUUUCCUGAUUUAUCUAUAAAUAAACCGAUACGUUUACGCGACUUGAUAAGACAAAUUCGUUCGGCUAAAACAGCAGCCGAAGAAAGAGCUUUCGCUGUUUUGUGUGCUGCACGAAUAAUUAGAAAAGUACCCGAAUUGAUGGAUAUGUUUUUACCGUCCGCUAGAAGUCUUUUAAGUGAAAAAAAUCAUGGUGUGAUAUUAAGUGUGAUUACUCUCGUCAUAGAAAUGUGCCAUAAAAAUACCGAUGGCGUACAACAUUUUAGAAAAUUGGUACCAAAUCUUGUUCGCAUAUUGAAAAAUUUGAUUAUGUCUGGCUACAGUCCUGAUCAUGAUGUUUCAGGAAUAAGUGAUCCAUUUUUACAAGUUCGUCUGUUACAGUUAAUGCGAAUCGUAGCCAAAAAUGAUGUCGAAGCGAGUGAGGCAUUGAAUGAUAUUCUUACGCAAGUGGCUACAAACACUGAAAACAGUAAAAAUGUUGGCAAUGCUAUUUUGUACGAAGCAGUUCUAACGAUUAUGAAUAUCAAAUCCGAGUCCGGUCUUCGUGUAUUAGCCGUCAACAUAUUGGGCAGGUUUCUUUUGAAUAACGAUAAAAACAUACGAUAUGUUGCAUUAAAUACCCUAUUGCGCGUUGUCCACGCUGAUUACAAUGCUGUUCAACGACAUCGUACAACCAUUGUUGAAUGCCUCAAAGAUGCUGAUGUUUCCAUUAAAAGACGAGCAAUGGAACUAUGUUUUGCAUUAACCAAUUCAAAUAAUAUUCGCAUGAUGAUAAAUGAAAUGAUUGGGUUCUUAGCAAUUUGUGAAAUAGAUUUUAAAGCUGAUUGCACGUCAAACAUGUUUCUUGCCAUGGAACGAUUUGCUCCCUCUAAGCGAUGGCAUGUAGAUCAAAUGAUGAGAGUUUUAACGACGGCUGGCAAUUCUGUACGCGAUGAUAUUGUUUCAAGUUUAAUUGGCAUCAUAUCUUGUUCGCCCGAUUUACAUGGGUACACAGCACAACAGUUAUAUAAACUAAUUCAUCAUGAUAUUACUCAGCAACCACUCGUUCAAGUUGCCUCGUGGUCAUUAGGCGAAUAUGGCGAUUUAUUUGUAUCUGGCCAACUGGAAACUAAUGAUGACACUGUUCAUGCAAGUGGAGACGAUAUUGUAACUGUAUUAGAGAAAGUUCUCAGUUGGACACCAAGUACAAUUGUCACGCGUGAAUAUGCGAUCAAUGCUCUCAUGAAAUUAAGUACACGUUUUCCAGUUUGUUCCGAUCGAAUACAGACUAUCAUGACCAUUUAUUCCUGUAAUAUGAAUUUAGAACUACAAACACGUGCUGUUGAAUAUACCUCUUUAUUUACAGUACACAAUUCUCUAAGGCCAAGUAUUGUGGAACGUAUGCCUGUAUUAGUUAAUAAUCAAAUUCCAAAUUCUGUUAACGAAGAUCAUCACCAGCAGCAGCAGCAAUCGAAUGGAGAUAAUAAUCAAACAUCUCCAAUAACAGAAACUCUAACAGUGAAUCCUAAACCACCAACAGAAGAAAAUCUUCUCAAACUACUGGACGAGAUUCAACCAACAGUAACGAAUGGAGUAUCGAACGAUAACAAUAUUUUAGGAUUAUUUAAUAACAAUAGCGCAACGCCUUCAGCAACAUACCCAUUAGAAGAUUUGCUAUUUGGUGGAACACAAUCCACCCCUCAAGUUAAAAAUCAUUCUGCCAAUGUGAACAGUACAAUUCCAAAUAUGACUGUUAUUGACAAAAAUGGUUUACAAGUGAUAUUUAGUUUUGAACGAAACGAUCCAAAUAUAACAAUAACUUUACGAGCAUCAAACGCAACAUCAUCUCCCAUUUCAUCUUUUUUGUUCAAAGCAGCUGUUCCAAAAACAUUUAAUCUCGAGCUACUCUCUCCUUCGGGUACAGACAUACCUCCGAAUAAUAGUGGAAACAUUCGUCAGAUUAUCAAACUCAGCAAUCCCAAUAAGGAACGUUUAAGAAUGCGAGUCGAUAUCAGUUACAUAAUUAAUGGUAUUUCAAUGACACACAAAGCUGAAUUAAACGCAUUUCCCGAACAAUGUUGUAGUUAA
Didymodactylos carnosus is the source of this 2223-nucleotide messenger RNA. The record is from the annotation of a GenBank genome assembly. Lineage: Eukaryota; Metazoa; Rotifera; Eurotatoria; Philodinida; Philodinidae.